Messenger RNA from Cetraspora pellucida, 1617 nucleotides. The record is from the annotation of a GenBank genome assembly. Lineage: Eukaryota; Fungi; Glomeromycota; Glomeromycetes; Diversisporales; Gigasporaceae.
AUGUCUCAGUCCCCUCCUUCAGAAGUUCUUCAGGAAAUUUUUAAAUAUUUGGAGGAUGACUCUUAUUAUUUACAUUCUUGUGUGUUAGUUAAUCGUAUUUGGAGCGCAAAUGCUGUUCAACUAUUAUGGAAUAAACCUUUUCAUCUUUUACUCAACAAAAAAUUUAAUUCUUCUCAUUAUCUAAUCUCUACUUAUUUAUCAUGUUUAGAUCCUGAUGAAAUAUGUAGUCUUGAUUUACAUUCAAUCCUUCAACAAAAUUCUUCCUCUUCAAAAAAUUUCCUUCCUACCUUUAAUUAUCCUUCUUUCUUAAGACAUUUUGCUUAUUUAUCUAUGAUUGUUUCCGUUCAAGAAUGGUGUGUGAUUAAUAACCUUUAUGUUGGUGAUGGUAGUCCAAUUAUGCAAAAGAUCAUGUUAGCUUUAUUUCGUUUAUUUGCUAAACACUCCAUGGGUCUUGAAUCUUUCUCUUUCGUUAUGGAUAUGGAUGUUAACAUUAAUCAUGGAUUAAGUUAUUAUGAUAAUAAAUUACAACAUAAGAUUUUAAUUUUACGUGAACCAAUAAUUCGACAAUGGUUAGGUCAAAUUAAAGAGUUUGAAUUCGCAGGUGAUUUUGCUACCGAUAAAGAUUUUCCUUUUUUAAUGCAGAUUUGUCGACAUCUUAUAAAGAUGGAAGUCAGAUUACCUGAUUUUGGUUAUAACGAUGACGAUGAACAUUAUGAUUCUAGUGCUGAACUUACCGCUCGUUUCAUAGAAUCACAAAACAAAUUAGAACAUUUCAUCCUUCGUGACUGUCAUUACCCUCAAGCGUUAGGUACAGCACUCAUACGCCAACAAAAUACUCUACGUUAUAUACAAUUUUGUGAUAUAGUGUUUGAUAAAUGGUGUCCUCUGGAUUGGUUACCGAAAUGUUUUAAUCUUGAAAUCUUAGAAUUUUGUGAUUCUGAAAGUUUGAGUUCUAAAGUUUUGGCUCCUCUUAAAUUAGCUCCGCUUACAAAACUCCAAUCUAUAACCUUUAAGGAAGAUCCUGUUCCAGUUGAUACUUUGGAAUCUUUAAUUUUAGCUAGUAACUUGAAUUUAAAAGAAAUUAUUUUUGGAUGGCCUGAAGAUUGUAAACAAGAUGGUUAUGCUCAUAUAUUAAAUUCUAUUUCGUUGAAUUGUCCAAAUCUUGUGAGACUCGGUGCUAUGAUCGGUCCAAAUGAAAUAGAUGAAUUAUUUGGAAUUUUAAAAAGUUGUAGAAAAUUAAAAUAUUUACAUAUUUAUGGGAAUGGUAGACCAUUUGAUGUGAGUGAUAUCUUACCAGAACUUGGAAAAAUCAUGCCUAGAACUUUAAUAUAUUUAAAUAUUUCAGCUAGAUGGAGAUUUAUGCCUGAUAGUCUAAAACAAUUUUUGGAAAAUUGUAGUUUAUUAAUUGAAGAACAACAUGAAGUGUUCAAAGAUGGGGUUCCUUUGAAAAAUUUUGUUAUAAAUAUUUGUGAUUUUAUUAAUGACGAACAUUUGAGAAUUUUGGUUAGACAUUCAAUGAAAUCUUUAAAAUUUUUUUCUUUAUGGAAUAUGAAAUUUAUGGUAAGCGAAGCUGGAAUUGAUAAAGCAAGUCAAUGGUUAAGAAAAUCUGUAGUAUAA